Gekko japonicus is the source of this 1111-nucleotide messenger RNA. Its product is annotated as erlin-1-like. The record is from RefSeq and is a predicted model, not a curated record. NCBI's taxonomy places the organism in Eukaryota, Metazoa, Chordata, Lepidosauria, Squamata, Gekkonidae. Gene Ontology annotation, molecular function: cholesterol binding; ubiquitin protein ligase binding. The transcript has 9 exons. Gene Ontology annotation, biological process: SREBP signaling pathway. Gene Ontology annotation, cellular component: endoplasmic reticulum membrane; endoplasmic reticulum. The coding region runs from base 106 to 912 and encodes 268 amino acids.
ACCUCGUGAGGGAGGGGUGGUGCUCGGAUGCAGCCUCACUGAAGGCAGUCUGGCCUGGGGCCACUCUGAGCCCUUUGCGAUGCUGAGGGGUGGUCUUUGUGCUGGAUGUGGGUUUUCCGUGGUGGUGUCAUGAUCUACAUCGAUCGAAUUGAAGUGGUGAACGUCUUGGCGCCGCAUGCAGCCUACGACAUCGUGAGGAACUUCACUGCCGACUAUGACAAGGCUCUCAUCUUUAACAAGAUCCACCAUGAGCUGAACCAGUUCUGCAGUGCCCACACUCUCCAGGAAGUGUACAUUGAGCUCUUUGACCAGAUUGACGACCACCUGAAGACGGCACUGCAGCGGGACUUGAACGCCCUGGCGCCAGGGAUCACCAUCCAGGCCGUGCGUGUGACAAAGCCCAAAAUCCCCGAAGCCAUCCGGAGGGAUUUUGAACUUGUGGAAACAGAAAAGACCAAACUCUUGAUAGCAGCCGAGAAGCAGAAAGUCGUGGAGAAGGAGGCGGAGACGGAGAGGAGGAAGGCGCUCAUAGAAGCCGAGAAGGUGGCUGAGGUGGCCAAGAUUCGAUACCGGCAGAAGGUCAUGGAGACGUUAAUAGGCAAGCGGAUUUUGGAGCUAGAAGAUGCUGCUUUUGUAGCCAGAGAGAAGGCAAAGGCAGAUGCCAAGUACUACGCUGCUCAGAAAGCAGCCAUUUCAAACAAGGUGAAACUCACCCCAGCCUACCUGGAGCUGGUCAGGUGCCAGGCUGUCGCAACCAACACCAAGCUGUACUUUGGAAACAGCCUCCCCCCCGGCUUGUUCCUGGGUUCCUGUGCCUUCAACUGCGUGGCCGCAAGCACUGCUGGAGACGCCCGGCUCAUCUCCAGAACUGGGGGGCCCCCCCUCAGGCACGGAGAUGGCAGCACCAUGUGAUGCUCCGGCGAGGCCGGGGCAACGGAGGCAUUGUGGUCGUGGCGCUGCGUGGCCUCCGCAGUCGUAACUCAUAACUGGUCUGGGGCCUGGAUCCUCGUCCUCCAAUCUGCCUUAUCCGGGAAUGUCGUCGUUAUCCUAGAGAAGACAAAUGCUUUCUGUGGCCUAAAUCUGGGGUGGUCCUCUGCAGGCCAUACCUGAG